This is a messenger RNA of Diaporthe batatas, 1431 nucleotides long. RefSeq lists its product as uncharacterized. NCBI's taxonomy places the organism in Eukaryota, Fungi, Ascomycota, Sordariomycetes, Diaporthales, Diaporthaceae. Gene Ontology annotation, cellular component: membrane. Gene Ontology annotation, molecular function: transmembrane transporter activity. Gene Ontology annotation, biological process: transmembrane transport. Bases 1 to 1431 code for a protein of 476 amino acids. The record is from RefSeq and is a predicted model, not a curated record. The transcript has 4 exons.
AUGGAGAAGGCAAUCGCAAUCGAGAAGGAUGUGCUGCAGAGCCCGUCCGAGUCCAAGUCUGAGCUGGGCAAUGGCUUACAAUGGACAGAGGAGGAGGAGACCAUCCUGAGGCACAAGAUGGACUGGCGCACGGUGCCAUGGGUAACGGUCCUAUACCUGCUCUGCUUCCUCGACCGCAUCAACAUCGGCAACGCCAGGAUCCAGGGCAUGCAGCAGGACCUGCAGCUCGAGGGCCUCAGGUUCAACUGGGCCCUCUCCAUCUUCUACAUCGUCUACCUCACCGUCGAGGUCCCGAGCAACAUCAUCCUGAAGCGCGUGGGGCCCCGGUACUACCUCCCCUCCCUGGUCGUCGGCUUCGGCCUCGUCUCGAUGUGCUCCGCCUUCAUCCAGAGCUACGGGGGCCUGCUGGCAGCCCGUGCCGUCCUGGGGGUGUUCGAGGGCGGAGCCAUGCCCGGGUUCGCCUUCUACCUCAGCUCCUUCUACAAGCGCAAGGAGCUCCUCUUCCGCAUCGGCAUCUACGUGUCGGCGGCGAGCAUGGCGGGCGCGUUCGGCGGCCUGCUGGCGACGGGCCUGUCCCGCAUCCCGGACUGGGGCGGCAUCAUCACCAUGAUCAUCGGGCUCAUCGCCCCCAUCUGGCUGCCCGGGUCCCCGGCCUCGUGCAUGUUCCUCACGGACCGCGAGCGCAUGAUCGCCACCGAGCGCCUGGUCCGCGAGCACCGCUCCCAGCCCGACGAGAAGGUCACCCUCGCCCACGUCAAGCGCGCCGUCACCAACAUCCACAACUACACCUGCGGCCUGGGCUUCUUCCUCAUCAACAUCACCGUCCAGGGCCUGUCCGUGUUCCUGCCCACCAUCCUCCGCGACCUCGACUGGACCGACACCAAGGCCCAGCUCUACAGCGUCCCGCCGUAUGUCUGCGCCUGCGUCGUCGCCGUCGCCAUCGCCUACGCCAGCGACAAGACGCGCCACAGGGGUGCCUUCCUGGCUGCCUUCUCGCUGCUGGCUAUCAUCGGCUUUGCCAUCCUGCGGUGGGAGACCAACCCGAAUAUCAGGUACAUGGGCGUCUUCUUCGUGACCGUUGGGGCGUUCCCUGGUGGUCCGGGUUUCCUGGCCUGGGCGAUCAAUAAUGCUGCUGGGCCAGCUGUGCGUGCCGUGACUAGUGCUUACGUCGUGACUGUCGGAACGAUCGGUGGAAUCGUUGCUACAUGGACGUACAUCCCCGCGGACGGCCCAGCCUAUCGUACAGGCCACACGAUAAACCUCGUCGGACAGAUCGUGGUCGUAUGUCUGUCACUGUUUGGUAUUGCCUACUGCAGCUGGGAGAACAAGCUGCGCGCAGCCGGGAAGCGUGACCAUCGUCUCGAGGGCCGCACCCAGGAGGAGAUUGACCAGCUUGGUUACAGACAUCCAGAGUUCAGGUACAUAAAGUAG